AUGAGAGACUUAGUCCAGGAGAUCAAGGAGAUCGAAGAGUUGAACCGACUCUUUCCUCCCAUCCCAGUGACAUCUCACGGUCCUGCUGAGCAGAUCACGGACCAUGAGGAGGCCACGAACGAUCUUGCUUCCAGUUUACGCAGAGAACUGAAGGCGCUUACCCUGGACGAUAAUCAUGAUGCGGAGGACAAUCUGAAUUCCGUUUCUCCUCCACCCUACAGACAGGUCGCACCUCCCAUGUACGAAUGCGAUGAACAGGGCCAAGAACCGAACUGUGCACCAUCCUCCCCCGCUGAAUCUAUCCACCACGAAGAGCCCGCCACUCCACAGCACCCCGCAUUUACCUCCCCAUGGAUGGACAGCCCCAGAUUCUGUGGCGGGCCAGGCAAAUGCAGCCAGUGCAAUUUCGACCACAGGGCCUAUGAGCUCAUGUACUCCCAGCUCACCCGUGUCCAGCAAGAGUAUCGCGGCCGUGACCCCGCUAAUCUUCCGCCGAAAUACAUGCCUGGUGUGUGUGAGAGAUGCACAGAGAUGAGAGUGCCUGGACGCCGUGCAUGUGUUUUUCAUAUCUUCGAGAACUACUUCAGGGCUACGCACCGCCUGAAUAUUGAUGGAACUGACGCUCCUCCGCUGCAACGUCUCUGCUCCCGUUGCCUUCGUCCGCUGGUGAGCGGCGAGGUGCUAACCUGUCGUGAUUGUUUCCAUAGGUUUUUCACUCCUCGCGUCACGACGGAGCGUGGCUGGGUUUAUGCAGGGCGGCAUUUGGGCCCUCUUGAGCGCAAACCUGAGGAGGAAACUGAGGAGGCCACGUUUGUUCCUGUUAGAAGAUUCCUGUAG
Molecule: messenger RNA, 837 nt
Organism: Morchella importuna
Lineage: Eukaryota; Fungi; Ascomycota; Pezizomycetes; Pezizales; Morchellaceae
Exons: 2
Coding region: 1-837 (278 amino acids)
Source: RefSeq, a predicted model, not a curated record